Messenger RNA from Penicillium cosmopolitanum, 591 nucleotides. RefSeq names its product C2H2-type zinc finger protein. The transcript has a single exon. The record is from RefSeq and is a predicted model, not a curated record. Lineage: Eukaryota; Fungi; Ascomycota; Eurotiomycetes; Eurotiales; Aspergillaceae. Gene Ontology annotation, cellular component: nucleus. Gene Ontology annotation, biological process: positive regulation of transcription by RNA polymerase II. Bases 1 to 591 code for a protein of 196 amino acids.
AUGACAGAAAGUGAUAUAAGCUUUUAUAGUAUCACGCGGCAGACCUGGAUGACAUCCGCCUCUGUCAUGGACACUGAGCAAGACGCGUCUAUUCAGACAACUGCAAUCUCUAUGCCCUCGACCGCCGUCCGUACCGAGCCCACCACUGCGGCUGUCAAUGGCACGUCCACAGAUAGGUUUCGUGAACUGCCCUGCCAAUGGGCUGGAUGCAAUGAGACAGUUUUCACUGCCGAGGCCUUAUAUGUAAGCUUUUCGACGGAUCAGUGGCCCCCGAAAUUUCUAACUGUGAUUAUAACACAGGAGCACAUCUGCGAGGGGCAUGUUGACCGUAAGGCCACUCGCAACCUCAGCUUGGCCUGCCGAUGGGAUAGCUGCAAUGUUACUGCUGCCAAGCGGUACCACAUUACCUCCCAUGUUCGGGCUCAUUUGCCGUUCAAGCCUCACAAAUGCCAUUUGUGUGGCGACUCUUACAAGCGCCCCCAUGAUUUGAAGAAACAUGUCAAGACUCAUACGAAAGACCAGGAGAUUCGAUCUGCUGAGAUGGGCAUGAAGCAAAAGGAUAUUAUAUUCUCUCAGAAUCAGGAGAUCUAG